Molecule: messenger RNA, 9655 nt
Organism: Acinonyx jubatus (cheetah)
Lineage: Eukaryota; Metazoa; Chordata; Mammalia; Carnivora; Felidae
Gene: NR1H4
Product: nuclear receptor subfamily 1 group H member 4
Exons: 9
Coding region: 5228-6688 (486 amino acids)
Biological process (GO): negative regulation of transcription by RNA polymerase II; cell differentiation; bile acid signaling pathway
Molecular function (GO): nuclear receptor activity; RNA polymerase II cis-regulatory region sequence-specific DNA binding; bile acid binding
Source: RefSeq, a predicted model, not a curated record
AAAGAAGGAAAGAAGCUGGGACAGAAUGGAAUUGUAGAGAUGAGACUGGAAUCACUUUCUGAGGUCGUUUAAUUUAUUCUGCUACCACACAUCCCUGACAAAUCCAGAUGGGAAUCUAGCUCAUUGGUAACUCAAUCCACAUAUAGGACUCGGAAUGGAAGGACAUGGUGACCCAAAAGAGAUAAGUCUCCUUUCCUUUGGGACAUCCUACAAGCCAGGAAACUUGGUCAAAGAUUAAUUUAGUGGGUUGAGAAAGGCUUCUCUGAUGAAUGAAGAAGGCAGGAUCUUUAUGCAAUUAGUGCACAAUAAAAGGUAAUCAUGACAAAGUCCACAGCUUUCCACAGUUUGACAUGGUGAAUAGGUAUGUUAUAUAAAACCUAUGUAUUCUUUUACCAAACUGUGCCUUAAGAACUCAAAAAAUCACAAAAUUUCAGAUGAAUAAAAAAGCAUUGUAACAAUAGGAUAGCAUAAGCAAGAGAAGGUACUGUCUUACGCUCCAAUAUCCAAUGUUCUUAGUGCAGUGAAUUCUGGUUCUUUUGGCUCAGUGAUAUUGGGAAAAGUUCACUGAUUGUGAGUGGAAAUAAGCAAUGAAAUUUAAAGAAAUAAAGUCUAAGAGGCAAUUGAGACACUCUGAAGUUUAGUUUUCUCCCUUGUAAAUGGGGAUAAUAAUGACACAUUACAGCUUGUUGGGAGAAUUGAAUGGCUGUGUUGAAAGUGUUUUUGUAAACCUGAAGGCAUCACACAACAUAAUUAAUCCAGAGUUUUCAAGGUAGUUGUUACUAUUUAAAUUGUUGAAAUGAUAAACACCGCCCUACUCAUUAAGGGAAGGAAGUGCUAUUUAUCUUAACAUUGUUGAAUGCAAAGAAUCUUCAAGGAGCCAACAAAACCCAACAGCAUGGAAAUAAAUUUCCAGGUGCCCUAAGGAAGGAAACACUUGUUCUGUCUCAUCUUGGUAUUAUGGCUUUGCUAACAAUAGCUAUGGAAUCUGUGUUUUUAUAUUAAUUUUUAUAUUUGUAUCUAAUAGUCUUUCCAAAGCCCUGUUUUGAAUGAGGAUCAGCAAGUGGCAGGAGGCAUAUCCCAAAUAAUUCCUUUCCUUUAGCUAUUUUUCAUUACUUUGUGCUUCCCUUAGCUGUUUAUGUCCAUUUUCUCUGGGUAGUUUUAUUUUUUUAUUAAAAAAAUUUUUUUAAAUGAUUACUUAUUUUUGAGAGAAAGAGAGAUACAGAGUGUGUGCAGGGGAGGUACAGAGAGAGAGGGAGACACAGAAUCCAAAGCAGGCUCCAGGCUCUGAGCUGGCAGCACAGAGCUAGACACAGGGCUUGAACUCAUGAACUGAGAGAUCAUGUCCUGAGCCGAAGUCAGAUGCUUAACUGACUGAGCCACCCAGGUGCCCCUGGGUAGUUCUAUUUUUAUUAAAAGAUAUUCAUUUUAGAAUCUUAUUCUUGCUUAUGUCUUUUGCUUAAAUUAAAAGAAUCUUUCAGAUGUUACAGAGUCAGUCAGAUGUUUUAAAAUACAAUUAAAGGUCUUAAGAUGCAGUUUUGUGGAAUAUUUCUGACAUUUCACCUCAGGUUUUUUUUUUUUUUUAAUCUCACUGAGUUCAACUAAAGUGAAUGUAGUUCUGAUGUGAUGGGUAAAUUGAAGCUGAAAGUUUCCAGAAGAUGAAAAGAAACCAUUGGCUCAGACAAAUCGGGAGCUUUGUUUUAGUGUAAUGUAAAUAUUGUGUCACUACUGUUUCUUACCCAUAUCUUUUCUGCAGAUUUAUGCAAUAUCUAAGUUUUUAUUAAUUCACUAUGGCUUUGGAUUUUGCACUCCCAGGAAUCUCAGAUCUGGUAACCCUUGUUGGUGGAGUUUAGAAAUGGAAGAUGGUAAAGAAGUAUUGACAGGGACUUUCCUUAUUACAAAAUAGAGUAGACAAAACAGUGCUUCUUCUGAUAGGGCUGAAUAGUUUGGAGAAGGCAUGCAGUGGGAUGAAGAAUUACAAAGUGGCUAACUGGUGGGUGACUCCAUUGCCAUCCAGGGCCUUGCACUCAACCUUGUAGGCUAAGAAACAAAUCUCAAGGGCACUCAGAUUAACCAAGCUGAGAAAGGUUGAAUAUAAAAUCAGAUUGAAAAUUUAUACACUUACAGGGAUAAAAAGAAUUGUGCUAAUGGUAACAGCUACUAUUUCUUGAGUGCUUUCUAUAUGUCAGAUAUCAUACUUAUUCUAUAUUAGUUAGCAAGCUUCCUGCAUUCAAGUCCAUCUCUGUCAUUUACUGGUAUGUGGUCCUUUAACUUUAUGCAAGUGACUUGCUUUAUUUAAUCAAGUUCUCAGAAGAAUGCCUGGCACAUCACAAGUACUCUAUAACUAUUUGCCAUUAGUAUUAAUUCUUUUAUUUUUUUAUUAAAAUUUUUUGAAAUGUUUUAUUUAUUUUUGAGAGAAAGAGAGAGAGACAGCACGAGUAUGGCAGAGGCAGAGAGAGAGGGAGACACAGAAUCCGAAGCAGGCUCCAGGCUCUGAGCUGUCAGCACAGAGCCCGAUGUGGGGCUCCAACCCAUGAACCAUGAGAUCAUGAACUGAGCCCAAGUUGGAUGUUUAUCCGACUGAGCCACCCAGGUGCCCCACCAUUAAUAUUAAUUCUUACAACACUCCUAUGAGGUGUAUACCAUUACUAUUCCCCUUUUACUGGUGAGAAAAUGGAGAUUUAAAAAGUUCAAUAAUCUGCUUAAAGUUCCAUAGGUAGUUAAGUGGAAACCAAAAUAUAAUCAAGACAAGGAAUUAGAAUUGGAUGGUUAAGGAUCCAGGCUAAGAGAACACUCACAUUCGCCUUCUCAGGGGAGGUCUUUCCAAUGAGAUUACAUCACCCAGAGUCUAUUGGUCAAGUCUCCUCUAAAGGAUAGUUCUCAGAAAACCUGGGACUACCUAAUUUCAAGGCUUCAUAGCUCAUUCUCUGACUUACCAGGAAGGAUGUAUCAUUCACAUUGUUCCCAAGUACCUUAUGCAAUAGGACCAAUAGAACUUUCUGUGAUGGUGAAAUGUUCUAGAUCUACAUUGUCCAAUGCGGUUGCUACUGUCCACAUAUUAACACUUAAAAUAAGACGAGUGUAACUGAGGAAUUGAUUCUAAUUUAAUUUAAUUAAUUUUAAUUUAAGUAGCCAUAUAUGACUAGUGGCUACUAUUUCAGUGCACAGAACAGCAGGGGGAUAAUGUGUUUUUAGAAAAAAAAUAACAUGAGGCAGUUGGUCAUCACUGAGAAAGAAGCAAAGGGAUCCAACCAGUCUUAUUAUGAGAAUAUCGUGUGUGAAUGUCACUCAGCAACAGCUGUUUCCCCGAUCAGCUAAAUUGUCCUACUCAUUUCCUUGUUAGUAUAGCAGUUUCUGAGGGCAAGAAGCCCAUUUGUUUGAGCAGUUAAAAAGUCAGUAGAGAAUUAUUAAAAUUGAAAACUCAGAGAUAAUUUGUCCUGGUUAAAUCCUUUGGGUAGCUCUUCCACCCAGGAUCCUCUCAAGGCAAGGAUAGUUCUGGGGUUGUGAGGAGAGGAGAAUGAAAUCAGAAGUAGACUGAGGAGUGAGAAUAGCUUUGCAAAUGGUAAGUGAUUUGGCAAGCUGAACUGAAACAUACCCAUGCACUAUCACUCUUUUCCCCUUUCUUGGCAACUAGGGCAAGUGUGCCUCAGUUUUUCAACCACGGGGCUUUGAGUCAGAAGACCUGGGGUAAAGUCCUAACUUCAUCCCUCACUAACUGCAUGACUUUAGAUAAAUCACUGAAUGUCACUGCCUUGUAGAGUCUGUAAAAUAGGGUAGAAGAUAGUGGGCCUCAGAUAUAAUACCUUCCUCAGAGGAUGUGAGAAGGAUCAAAUGAGGUAAUGCAUGUGGAACCACUUUGUAAACACGUGAAAGCUGUUGAAAUGUCUUGGCAAUGAUGACUGCAUUUGUACAGAUCACUAUUGCCUUUGAAACAGCUUUCAUAUUUAUUGCGUUUUUAUCUUCACAACAAGUCUAUGAGGGAAGUAGGGCAGGAAUUAUUAUCUAUGUUUUACCAUCUGUUGAUGUAGACAAAUGAGGCCCAGAGAAGCUGAGAGACUGGCCUAAGGUUAUACAGGGUGUCUGAUUGCAUUAAAUGUGAGCUUAACCCUAGUCCUACCAAUUCCUAUUCUAGAGCCCUCUCUUCCAAGAAAUAAGCAACAGUCACAAGCUUGAUAUCCACCAGUUGUGCUGUAGAAACUAUUUCUACUCAGUAAGCAAGCCACCCUACAACCUGAGUCCAAAGAUGAAGAAUCAUAACAUCAAUGUAAUGAUGGUGGGUAUCCACCCACUGUGCUAAGCAUUUCAUCAAUAUUAUCUUCUUUAAUCCUCAUACUAACUCUAUGAGAUUUUAUGGUUAUAAGUCCCACUUUAUAGAUGAGGAAAUGGAGGCAGAAAAUGGUUCAGGAAUUGGUCCAUGGUCCACGGAGCUAGUGAGUACCAAGGGAGUCUGGAUGUAUCAGUUUGCUAAGGAUGCUUUAAUGAAGUCCCAGACUGGGUGGAUUAAACAACAGAAAUGGAUUGUUUCACUAUUCCUGAGGCUAAAAGUCCAAAAUCAAGGUGUUGGCAGGGUUGAUUCUUUCUGGAGGCUGUGAGGGAAGGGUGUGUUCCUGGUUUCUCUCCUUGGCUUGUAGAUCCCUGUGUCUCUUCAUACUGUCUCGUGUCUAAAUUUCCCAUUUAUAUAAGGACACCAGUUAUAUGGGAUAAGGGAUCACCUUCAUGAUUGCAUUUUAACUUGAUUACCUCUAUAAAAACCCUCUCUCCAAAUAAUGUCACAUGAUGAGGUUAGGACUUCAACAUACCAAUUUGGUGGGGGGGGGGGUGGGACACAAUUCCACCAAUAACACUGGAUAUAAACCCAGAUCAAUUGGCCUUCUACUGUUAAGCAUUAUGCUUUAUUGUUUCCUGACAUCAUAAAAUUAAAUUAUUCUGUAGUCUUUUGAUAGGAACAAAUGUCAAGACCUAGAGCAUGGCAAUUGAUCCCAAAUCCACUUUUAGGGCCACUGACCAGAAAUCUAUUCUACAUAUUAAGUUCUGAAACUGGAAAGUACUCCCCAAAAUUAAGCUAAGAGACUGGUUUCCAGUUUACUAGGCAACUUGGCAUCGAGGACUUUUCUCAUAAACAUUUACAAAUAUUCUGCUCUGUAAUGAAGUUAAUCAGUAAACCAUACAACCUCUGGCCUCUGUCACUCCUUACCUGGUCUCAUUUUCAGUUGCUGUGAAUAAGCUAAGAAUGGUAAUGCAGUUUCAGGGGUUAGAAUAUCCAAUUCAAAGUAGUCCUCGCCAUAGCCACACAUCAUCAGGAUUUGUCAUGGAAAUGAUGAGCAUGAAGCCUGAUAAAGGUGUACUAACAGAACAAGCAGCAGGUCCUUUGGGACAGAAUCUAGAAGUGGAACCAUACUCACAAUACAACAAUGUUCCAUUUUCCCAAGUUCAACCACAGAUUUCCUCAUCGUCCUAUUAUUCCAACCUGGGUUUCUACCCCCAGCAGCCUGAAGAGUGGUAUUCUCCUGGAAUAUAUGAACUCAGGCGAAUGCCAGCUGAGACUCUUUACCAGGGAGAGAUUGAGGUAGCAGAGAUUCCUGUAACAAAAAAGGCUCGAAUGGGUACAACAACGGGGAGAAUAAAAGGGGAUGAAUUAUGUGUUGUUUGUGGAGACAGAGCAUCUGGAUACCAUUAUAAUGCGCUGACCUGUGAGGGGUGCAAAGGUUUCUUCAGGAGAAGCAUUACCAAAAAUGCCGUGUACAAGUGUAAAAAUGGGGGCAACUGUGUGAUGGACAUGUACAUGCGAAGAAAGUGCCAAGAGUGUCGCCUAAGGAAAUGCAAAGAGAUGGGAAUGUUGGCUGAAUGUAUGUAUACAGGCUUGUUAACUGAAAUUCAGUGUAAAUCUAAACGACUAAGAAAAAAUGUGAAGCAGCAUGCAGAUCAGACCAUUAAUGAAGACAGUGAAGGUCGAGAUUUGCGACAAGUGACCUCGACGACUAAGUCAUGCAGGGAGAAAACUGAACUCACCCCAGAUCAACAGAAUCUUCUUCAUUAUAUUAUGGAUUCGUAUAGCAAACAGAGGAUGCCUCAGGAAAUAACAAAUAAAAUUUUAAAAGAAGAAUUCAGUGCAGAAGAAAAUUUUCUCAUUUUAACUGAAAUGGCUACCAGUCAUGUACAGAUUCUCGUAGAAUUCACAAAAAAACUUCCAGGAUUUCAGACUUUGGACCAUGAAGAUCAAAUUGCUUUGCUGAAAGGGUCUGCAGUAGAAGCUAUGUUCCUCCGUUCAGCUGAGAUUUUCAAUAAGAAGCUUCCAGCUGGACAUGCUGACCUAUUGGAAGAAAGAAUUCGGAGGAGUGGUAUCUCUGAUGAGUAUAUAACACCUAUGUUUAGUUUUUAUAAAAGUGUUGCAGAAUUGAAAAUGACUCAAGAAGAGUAUGCUCUGCUUACAGCAAUUGUUAUCCUCUCUCCAGACAGACAAUACAUAAAGGACAGAGAGGCAGUAGAGAAGCUUCAGGAACCACUGCUUGAUGUGCUACAAAAGCUGUGCAAGAUUUAUCAGCCUGAAAAUCCUCAACACUUUGCCUGUCUCCUGGGUCGACUGACUGAGUUGCGGACAUUCAAUCAUCACCAUGCCGAGAUGCUGAUGUCUUGGAGAGUAAAUGACCACAAAUUUACCCCACUUCUCUGUGAAAUCUGGGAUGUGCAGUGAUGAGCAUUGCAGGAGCAACAGCAUCUAGUGAUUUAUUUUCCUUAUAAUAGAAAUCUGAUGUAUAACUUUCUUUUAUUUCAUUUGUACCUGGUUUCACACAAGAAUUUUGAUGAAUAUUUAUGCAGUAAUUAUGUAACUUCUACCAUUGUAAAUAUGAAGCUAGAUAGGAUUACUUUCUUUACAUUGUAUUUUACAUGGCUUCAGGGAUUCUUUCACUCUAAGUGGCAUGCCCUGUUUGCCUAAUCAAACUGAUCAUUCUUCACUUCUAUCUUUUGAAAUAGGGAAAAUUUCAUUUUGCUCUUUAUCUUACCUUGUUGCAUAUAUUUUAUAAAAGAGUUGUGUUCAAUUUUGGCAAUAAACUCAGCAUAAUGGCAACAGGCUUUUCUUCCAGAACAAAAUUUGAAAAAUAUACAAACUCAUUUCUUUAAACGGUCAAUGACAUCAUAUUGGGCCCGGGGGUGGGGUGAUGGUUAAACUCUCACAGCACAAAUGGUGUUCUUCUAAUCCCUGAAGAAGCUCUGGUGAAUAUUCAUUUAUUUGUAAUAGCCCUCAGAUUAUUUCAUUUGAAGUUCAAAGAGAUAGCACACAGAAAAGUUAAUGAUUCUCACGUGAAGUAUUCCCUCAAGCAAACCCUUUCCACAAUUAGGGUCUUGAAGCAGUAUUUACAAAUCCAGAGUAUGCAGAUAACUCCAGUGUUGGAAUAUUCCCUUUUCUCUCUUAAAAGUACUCACUAUUGGCUUCAGUGCAUGUAAUCAAUCUUUUUUUUUUGGUUUGUUUUGUUUUGCUUUUGGAAAACACUCCUACAGCUGGGUGCACAGCUGUUGUAUGCUUCCCCCAAAGCAGGAAUUCCUUCAUUUCCUUCAUUCAUUGUUAUACUGUUGCAUUCUUCUCCCCAUUAUCCUUUGGUGAACACAAUAAAACACCUUCUGUAAGUAAUGGGUUUAUAUCUCCCUUUCUCCUGAAGUCAGUCAAAAUGAAGCUUUGCUUAGCAUGCGAAAGGUUUUUUGUGUUCAAAUAUUAGAGCAACCCUGAAGUCCUAAGCAUAGAGGAAAGAGGAAUGAGUUGGGGCUAGUACUAAUUGAAUUCCACUUGCUGCAACAAGACUUGAAUCCCCAUUAAGUAAAGAUCCCUAUAGGGACAAAGUAACUUCCAGGAGGGGUUUAUAAAGAAGUGCAGAGGCAAGUUUUAUGGGCUCACUGGGCAAGUCUUAUGGAGGUGGGAUUUCCCUUGGGCUUGGAAAGAUAGCCAGGACUUCCAUGGAUCAGGGUGAGAGGAAGGAGGAUUAAAAGUGGAAGGGGUGGCAGGAACAAAAGCAAAGGGUGGGGAGUUGUGCAGAUGUUAAAAAGCACAAGUAAUCUGGGGAGAGAUCUAGAGUGCACAACCGUUCUUGAGCCUCGGUUUCCCCAUUGUGAAAUGAAGAUACCAGCCCCUACCAUCUCAAGGGAUUUAGUUCCUGAAUGAAAAGGAAGCGGGAAGUUGCAGGCUCACCAAGGAAGAGGGCUGGUAAAGAAAGGACACUUAAGAUAGAGAAGUAAAUUUCUGAAUGCGUGAAAGAUGAGAUCCAGUUUAGGAAAGGAGUGUGGUUUGGUGUUUCUAGAUCACAAGGCAUCUGUACAGAAGGUGGUGAGAAAUGAGCUGGAAGGGAGAGAGCUAGGAGUUUCUCCUGUAAGUGUGGAUUUAUUCAUGUAGUUAAGACCUUGUAAUGGCAAAUAAUAAUGCUUGUCAUGUAGCAAACUGUGAUACAAUAAGAAAUACAUAUUGGCGCUUAGUCCCUGGUUCCUGACACAGAGCUUCUAACACCAUUGAAAUUUCCUAAUAGGGGUGAAAGGAGCAUCUUUUGUUAUUCAUAACAAGCCGCUUUCAACCACACCUGAGUUUAUGCUAAUAAGGUGAUGGGGGGGGCGGAAUCUAGAUGCUUCAGAAUGGGAGAUGUUUGCUAGAGGAACCAACCUUGUGAUUAGAGAGCUGGAUCUUUCAACCCCAUCCCCAGACUCUGAAGUGGGGAGAGGUCAAUUACCAGUGGCCAGGGAUUUAAUCAAUCAUGCCUGUGUAAUGGAUGUUCCAUAAAUAUCCCUAAAUGAUGGGUUUGGAGAGUUUUUUGGGUUGGUGCACACAUCAAGGUGCUGGGGUACAGGGUGCUGGAGAGAGCAUGGAAACACCAUGUCCUCUCCCCCACCCCCAGACCCAACCCUGUGCCUCUUCCAUUUGGCUAUUAUUGAGUUGUACCCUUUAUAAGAAACCAGUAAUAGUAAAUAAACUGUUUCCAGAGUUCUGUGAGCCAUACUAGCAAAUUCUCAAAAUUGAAGAGGGAGUUCAUCAGUAAAGAUCUUAUUUACAAAUAAGUUCACAUUCUGAGGUUCCAGAUGGACAUGAAUUUGGGCGUGGGGGCACACUAUUCCACCCACUACAUAGGUAGAACAUUUUAGUAUUAAUCACAACUGUUGUUAUUGUAACAUUUUAUAUCAUUGAAUUACUUAUAUAUAUUUAUAAUAAUAUACAUUUCUUUAAGAUAAGCUAAAUGUUGUUUUUAAUGUAGUUGGUUCUCAAUAGACUAUCUGCUGAAUGAGUAGUUUAAUUGAUUGUGAAUAAAUCAAGACUUCCAUUGCCCCCAAAUUUUAUCCAGUACUUCACAUGAGACAUAAUCCAUAGAUUGACACCCAAAAAUAUCAAGACAUUAAAUGCAACAGCAGCUGCCACAAAAUGCAGAACAAAACAACGAAUCAAUCAAAAGAAAACAAAACAAAACAAAAAAAGCAACAACUAAGGUAUUCUUAAAAAAUUCCAGGGGCUCCUGGGUGGCUCAGUCAGUUAAGCACCUGACUUUGGCUCAGGUCAUGAUCUCGCAGUUUGUGAGUUCAAGCCCCACGUCGGGCUCUGUGCUGACAACUCAAAGUCAGGAGCCUGCUUCAGAUUCUGUGUCUCCCUCUCUGCCCCUCCCCCACUCACGCUCGGUCUCUCUAUCUCUCU